This is a messenger RNA of Acanthosepion pharaonis, 792 nucleotides long. Lineage: Eukaryota; Metazoa; Mollusca; Cephalopoda; Sepiida; Sepiidae. The record is from the annotation of a GenBank genome assembly.
AUGAACAGAAAAAAAAACUUUUUUCUUUCUUCUCUUUUGACAGCAGAAAUAACAUCAAAUACUGAUUCUUAUGUCUACAAUAUCUAUCUAUCUAUCUAUCUAUCUAUCUAUCUAUCUAUCUAUCUAUCUAUCUAUCUAUCUAUCUAUCUAUCUAUUUUGAUCAAUUCUUUUCUUUUGGAAAUAACUUCCCUCCAAAAUAACUUACUUCUUUUUUUCUCUUUCUCUUUCUCUCAUUCUCUCUCACUCUCUCUAUUUCUCUAUCUCAUUCUUUCUCUCUCUAUUUCCUUCUCUAUCUCUCUAUCCUUCUCUUUCUCCUCACUCUGUAUCCCUUCUCCCUCUUUCUCUCUCUCGUUCUCUCUCUAUUUAUCCCUCUUACUCUUUCUCUCUCUCCUUCUCUAUCUCUCUAUCCUUCUCUUUCUCCUCACUCUAUAUCCCAUCUCUCUCUUUCUCUCUACCACUUUCUCUCUUUAUUUUUCUAUCUUACCCUUUCUCUCUAUCUCCGCCUCUAUAUCUCUAUCCACCCUCUUUCUCUCUCUCCUUCUCUCAUCUCUUUGUCGCUUUUCUCCCAAUCUCUCUCUCUCUCUCUCUCUACGCUUCUUUAUUUUAUCUCAUUCUUUCUCUUCCCUCGCUCUUUUUCUCUUUCUCUCGCUUUAUCUUCUCCCUCUCUGUCUAAACCUCAUUCUUUCAUUUUCAUUCACAUUAUUUCUUUUUCCUUACUUGCUUCAUUCUUCAUUCCCCAAAACGUGCGUCGAUGAUUUCACCUUCUUUUUUAACAGACAAUUAUUUCUAUAA